Messenger RNA from Cavia porcellus (domestic guinea pig), 6046 nucleotides. Its product is annotated as zinc finger protein 26-like. The transcript has 15 exons. NCBI's taxonomy places the organism in Eukaryota, Metazoa, Chordata, Mammalia, Rodentia, Caviidae. Gene Ontology annotation, biological process: regulation of DNA-templated transcription. Bases 2437 to 5448 code for a protein of 1003 amino acids. The record is from RefSeq and is a predicted model, not a curated record.
UCACGGCCGUCGCGCUCUUCCGGCCCUGCCUGCCGCGGCCGGCCCGAGAGACUUGUUACCUUCCGCGCCGUGCGGGCCACUCCGGCUUUUGUCUUCUUUCUAAGGGCCCCAUCUGCCUUUGGGAAGAAAAGGCAGCAGCAGAAAGGGUGGUAGCUGACUGCCUGACAAAUUUUUUUUCAGGAUGUCUGGUCAUCAAGCCCAGUCUGAUCUCUUGGUUGGAACAAGGAGAAAAGUUAAGGGAGGUCAGAGAAGAAUUCUCCAUGAAUGGGAAAUGGAACUUAAAAUGAAAUUCUCAGGACUGCAGCAAGAAUUCUUGAGGGGUCACAUAUCCAAUGGGAUACAGAUGACAAGAAUAAGAAGAGGUGUUUCUUAUCUUCCUCAAAGAAAAUCAAGAAUUACACCACAUUAUUUCAUCAAAAAUAAAGAGAUAUUUGAGAGCAGUACACACAAAGGGAAUACUAUCUCUGAAGAGAUUUUUCUGGAUGUUGCAGGAAACUGUCAGAGAGAACGCUGUGACUGGAAGCCAUAUGAGGAAUUCUUCAGUGACUACACGUUCCUUAAGACACACACAGAAACUCAAAGUGUAGGAAACAGUUACGACGUUAUCAGCAUGGAAAAGAUUUCCUGACUGUUCAACAGGAAACCUCUACUGGAGAGAAAUUUCUACUUUUAAUCAGAGUGGAGAAAUCUGCAUGUCACCAAACGCUGUUUACCAGAAAACUAGCACACAGGAGAACUCCUUUGACUGCAGAGACUGUGGGAAAUCCUUUGUUAAUGAGUCAUAGCUUCAAGUACAUUAGGAAUUCAUGGUGGAGAUAAACUUUAUGAAUCGAAGGAAUAUGGGAGAAGUUUUAUAAACUCUGCAAGUUUUCCUGUGCUUUAUAGAAACACUCAGUGCAAAAAACCCUUAUAAAUGGAAGGAAUGUAGGAAAUGCAUAUCUAAAUAUCCACCUGAACUCACACUGGAGAGAAACCCUACGAAUGUAAGGAAUAUGGAAAAGCCUUCAAUUAUUCUAAUUCAUUUCAAAUACAUGGAAGAACUCACACUGGACAGAAACCGUACAUGUGUAAGCUAUGUGGGAAAGCCUUCACUCGGCACUCAGGCUUAGUAUUCAUCUGCCAUCUCACAGUGCAGACAAGCCCUGUGAAUGGAAGGAGUGCGGGAAAACCUUCCUUACAACCUCGUGUCUUAUUCAACAUAUAAGAACUCACACAGGAGAGAAGCUUGUGCAUGUGCCAAUUGUGGGAAAGCCUUUGCUAUUUCUUCAACUCUUAGUAGACAUUUAAGAACUCACACUGAGGAGAAGGCUUGUGAGUGUAAGAUAUGUGGGAAAGUAUAUGGUCAUCCCUCAGAUCUUAAAAAUCACAUCAAAUUCACCAUACCCAAGAAUCCUACACAUUUAAGGAAUGUGGGAAGGUUUUUAAUGCCACCCCUUAGAAUUCACAUGUGAAUCCACACUGUGAGUGUAAACAGUAUGGGGAAGCCUUCAGUCAUUCCAGCUCAUCUCAUAUACACGAAAGAACUCACACUGGAGAGAAGCCCUUUACAUGUAAGAAGUGUGGAAAAAUUUUAUAUGUUCCAGCUCUUUUAGAAUUCAUGAAAGAACUCCCAUUGAAGAGAAACCCUAUAAAUGUCAGUGGGAAGGCCUAGAGUCAUCCUUGUUCACUUUGAAGACACGAAAGGACUCAGGGCAAGAACCCUUAUACGUGGUAAGGGAUACGAGAAAGCCCUCACUUACUCCACUUUACCCUGAAGAAGUGAAUGGACCCACACUGAACAGAAGUUACAUCAAACUUAUGUAGUAGGGAGUAAAAGAGGCCAGUUUGCCCUUCCCAUGGCUGGUACAGGCCAUGGGGUGCCCAGGAGAAGAAACAAGCCAAUUUGCCAUUCCGGUGAACCAACAGGCAUGCAGGCUGGGAGACCAGAACACCGACCUCUGGCCACCCUCCCACCAUAAGCAACCAGCUGAUUCAGAGGAACACAGACUCUGAUAGCAACUGAGUACAAAAACAACUUAAUGUUGUUUGAUUGACUUUGCAGACAUGAGGCUGGUAGUCUGAACAUCUAUUAAGAGGAUAGUAACAUGCAAUGUGAAGUGAACUUCCGCCGCUGGCAUCCGGCUGAGAGCGCGUCAGCCUCCCACCUGGCGAUUCCAGCGCGUCCCGCCCCACAGACACAGUGCGCCUCCACUUAGGAAGAGACACCAUUGCCCUUCCCAGGCUUCCCUGAGGCUCUUGGACACCUUUAAUCACACAGUCUUUAAAGAGAAUAUCCAAAGCGAGUCUACCUUUCUCCAGGACCACAGGAAUCUGCAUAACCCUGAUUAACAAGAAAUAGCUAUUGCCACUAUUCACAUAAGAUUCAUAAGCUGCCCUGACGUGUCUUGGAAUCACGGGAGAGCGUGAUCACACGUAUUUCACCAUCAGACUUGCAAGAUGGAUGUUACCAAUCUGUCCCAUGGAGCUUUACUUUCUGGGGACCCAGUCUGCAGUCAUGAAGAAAAGAUAGAGACAGAAAAGACAGAUUCGGGGACCUUUGAGGAUGUGGCUGUGGAUGGCAUCCACCUGGAAGAAUCUCUAAAGAACUCACCACAGAGAAGCAGCCAUAGUGAUGUAUUGGUGAAGAGCUCCCAGAAUCUGGCCACAGUAGAAUUGGAAAUGCAAUUACAAACCAAAGAGUCAGCACUGCAGCAGGACUUUUUGAUGGAACCUACUUCUGGUGGGAUACAACUGGACUUAGUGACCUUUGAGGAUGUCGCUGUGGACUUCACCAAGGAGGAGUGGACUUCACUGGACCCAACUCAGAGAAACCUUUACAAAGAUGUGAUGCUGGAGAACUACCAGAACUUGUCCACAGUAGGACAUCAGCUGUUGAAACCCAGCCUGAUAUCCUGGUUGGAGGAAGAAGUGGAGUUGACCAUAGUGGAGAGAGGCUUUCUCCAAGAAUGGGGAAUGCACCUUAAAACCAGAGGUCCAGCACUUGAGAAGGAUAUUUUCUGGUCAGAUACGUCAAAUGGGAUACAACAGCAGGCAGGAAACCACAAUGGAGAAGAGAUCUGUGACUUUCAGCACUCUGGAAAAAUCUACAGUGAACACACGGGCCUUCCUGCACGCAUUGAGAAUACAGAGGAUACUUCAGAAUAUAAUCAGUGUGAAAAAGACUUCCUUCCACUGGUAGAGAAAACUCCUGAAGAGAAACUUUCUCUGUUGAACCAGGGUAUAGAACCUUCUACUCUGGCUGUAGAUACUUUCCAGAGAACUUCUACUGAAGACAAAUCCUUUGAGGGCAGUGACUCUGGGAAAGCUUUUGUUAGUCAGUCACAGCUUCAGGACCAUAUGAAAACUCACAGUGGCGAGAACCUCUCUGAAUUAGAGCAAUGUGGGAAAGCUUUUACAGUGUCUACAAAUGGUGAUGGGUAUGCUCAAAUGCCCACUGAGAAAAAUUUCUAUGAAUGUAAGAAAUGUGGGAAAUUCUUUACACACCCAGCUUACCUUAAUAUUCAUAUGCAGAACCACCCUGUUGAGAAACCAUAUAAAUGUCAGGAAUGUGGGAAAGCCUUCACGCAGCGUUCCAGCUUGAUUGUACAUCUACGACAGCACACCCGGGAGAAGUCCUAUGAGUGCAAGGAAUGUGGGAAAGCCUUCAUUCAACCCUCACGCCUUACUGAACAUAUGAGAUGUCACACAGGAGAGAAACCUUUUCAGUGUGACCAUUGUGGGAAUGCCUUUGCUUCUUCCUCUUAUCUUACCACGCAUUUGAGAACCCACACCGGAGAGAAGCCCUUCGAGUGUAAUGUAUGUGGGAAGGCAUUUACACGUUCCUCUUACCUUCUCGGUCACAUACGAACUCACACUGGGGAGAAACCCUAUGAAUGUAAAGUAUGUGGGAAAGCCUUCAGUGGGCGCUCAUGGCUCACUAUUCACUUAAGAAAGCAUACUGGGGAGAAGCCUUAUGCAUGUACAUUAUGUGAAAAAGCCUUCACCAGCUUUGCUCAACUUACUGAGCACACAAAAACUCACACCGGUGAGAAGCCCUUUCAGUGUAAGGUAUGUGCAAGAACCUUUAGAAAUUCCUCAUGCCUUAAGACUCACUUUCGAAUUCACACUGGAAUAAAACCUUAUAAAUGUAAUUUCUGUGGGAAGGACUUUACUGCCCGGUCAGGCCUUACUAAGCAUGUCCUCAUUCACAAUGGUGAGAAACCCUAUGACUGUAAGGAGUGUGGGAAAGCAUUCAGUACAUCCUCAGCACUUGUUGAACACAUAAGAAUUCAUACAGGGGAGAAGCCCUUUGAAUGUUACAAAUGUGGCAAAGCCUUGGCUUAUUCCUCAUCUCUUGUCGCACAUUUGAGAUCUCACACUGGAGAGAAGCCCUUUCAGUGUAACCUGUGUGAGAAAGCAUUCUCCCGAUCCUCCUACCUUCGCAUUCACAUGCGAACUCACACUGGUGAGAAACCCUAUGAAUGUACAGAAUGUGGGAAAACCUUCCCAGAGCGCUCAUGUCUUACUAAGCAUGUUAGGACACAUACUGGGGAGAGGCCAUAUGAAUGUAAGGAGUGUGGGAAAGGCUUCACUAGCUUUGCUCAACUUACAGUACACAUAAAAACUCACAGUAGUGAGAGGCCCUUUAAAUGUAAGCUAUGCACAAAAUCUUUCAGAAAUUCCUCAUCACUUGAGACACACUUUCGAAUUCACACUGGAGUAAAACCAUAUAAAUGUACUUACUGUGGGAAAGACUUCACUGCACGCUCAGGCCUUACUAUACAUUUACGAAAUCACACUGGUGAGAAGUCCUAUGCAUGCCAGGAGUGUGGGAAAGCCUUCACUACUUCCUCAGGCCUUAUUGCACAUGUACGAAGUCACAAGGGUGAGAAACCCUUUGAAUGUGACCACUGUGGGAAAGCUUUUGCAUCUUCCUCUUAUCUUAAUGUACAUCUGAAGAUUCACACUGGAGAGAAGCCUUUUCAGUGUACAGUGUGUGGAAAGACAUUUACCUGUUCUUCUUACCUUCCCGUUCACAUGCGAACGCAUACUGGGGAGAAGCCCUUUCAGUGUAUGAUAUGUGGGAAAUCAUUUUUGUGGUCAUCUUACCUUCGUGUUCACAUGAGAAUUCACACUGGAGAGAAACCCUAUGUUUGUAAGUACUGUGGGAAAGCCUUUACUGAGCACUCGGGCCUUAAUAAACAUUUACGGAAACACACCGGGGAGACGCCAUAUGGAGAGACACCCACACCAUUCAGAGAGACACCUGCACCAUUCGGAGAGACACCCGCACCUUUUGGAGAGACACCGGCACCGUUUGGAGCAACACCAUACGAAUAUAAGGAAUGUGGGGAUUCCUUAACUAGUCCUGAUGCUAACAUGAGUCCUGACAUUAAUAAACAUGAAAACUCUCCAGAGAGAAAUACUUUGAAUAUCAGGAAUUCGGAAAAUGUUUUGGGAAGUCCUUGAUACUGAGCAAUUAUAAUUAAGUCCUGAGAAGUCUUACAAAUAUAUGCAAUGUAAACAUUCAUAUGUAACUUGAACUCUGAGACUGCUCCAUGAAUUUAAGGAGCAUGGAAGCGUCAUAGAACUGGCUUUAAAACUAUGUAGAAUAGGAAACAUAUACCCUUUUGUACUUCCUCAUGUAUUGAUAAAAACAUGAGUUCCAGUAGAGCAAAUGGGUUGGUUUAAGAUUUGUGGAAGAGUUGUAGUCUGGUAAGUAGCUUGAUUUUACAGUGGAGAAAAACUAGAUGAAAGGUAGAAAUGUUGGAAAAUCACUUUUUAUGUUUAACUUUGAUUAAAUGGUAUUCUCAAGUGAACAGAAACUACAUGAAUAUGAUACGGGAUCUGCUUUAUUGUCCUAAAGUCUUAUAUAUAGUCAUGGCUUUCUGGAUGGUUCUUUAGAUAAAUUUUGAAUAUUUCAAGUAUUUGUGUACUUUUAUGACUUCAGUUAUAAGUUACUAAUAUCCAUCAUAGUGUUUCUUUAAAGUAUAUUUAAUGUGAUUGAAAACUAUCUUUUAUAUUUCAGAUCUGAUACCUGCAUUAUUAAACAUUGAGAAACCCAUUA